UUUUUGUUGGACAGCAAACACAAUAUAAAAUGUUUAGUUUAAAUCCUGGAAAGAAGUACAUUGUACAGAUCCACUGCAAACCAGACCACCAUGGAUCAUGGAGUGAAUGGAGCUCAGAAAAGUAUAUUCAGAUCCCUACUGACUUUAGAGUAAAAGAUAUGGUUGUGUGGAUCAUCGUUGGUGUUUUGUCAUCUGUUAUAUGUUUAAUCAUGAGCUGGACAAUGGUUUUGAAAGGCUACAGAAUGAUAGCCUUUAUCCUACCACCAGUUCCGGGACCAAAGAUAAAAGGCAUAGAUACACAUCUGUUAGAGACAGGAAAAUCUGAAGAAUUAUUGAGUGCUCUUGGUUGUCAUGGUUUCCCUCCAACAUCAGACUGUGAGGAACUACUAAUAGAAUAUCUGGAGGUAGAGGACAGUGAGGACCAGCAACUCAUGCCAAGCCAUGACAAUGGUCAUCCCAGUAAAAAUGCAAAAAUGAUAUCCACGGAAACAGACAGUGACUCAGGCCGAGGGAGCUGUGACAGCCCUUCUCUGCUUUCUGAGAAGUGCAAGGAGUCCCGUGCCCUUCCAUCAACACUUCAGACACAAGAUAUAAAAGACGUUCAAGAAAGUAAAGGAGGAAAAAGGAUCUGGGAAACUCAGUGCAUAGCCUCAGAACAGAAAAUACUCCUUUUUAACACUGAGAGUACAAAAUCGUCCACAUGGCCUGCAGCUCAGUUACCUUAUAAUCAGCCUCCUAUGUUUGCCUACCACAGUACUGCAGAUGCACAUAUGAUAACUCUGAGUACCACAAAUGUGAACAUUGCACCAGUUUUGGUGGGAAAUGAAGAAAAGCAUCAGUCACAAUAUCCUAUCACUGAAACUGUCCACCACGACGUGGAAAAGCAAAGAGAGAUGGAGAAUUUGCAUUCCAAAACUGACCAAACCCCAGUGCAGGUCAAACAAAACAGACCUAAUGACAAGUCGCCUUUUUUGAAUCCUGAACUAAUGGAUUAUGUAGAAGUUCACAAAGUCAGACAAGAUGAGGAGCCAGCAGUAUUACUGAAACAUAAAGAAAACAGUGGCAAGACCGAAAAAUACACUGUUCCAGGAACCAGCAAAGAAUAUACCAAGGUUUCAACAGUUGUGGACCAUAAUAUUCUGGUAUUAAUGCCAGAUUCACGCAUUCAGCACACCUCUGUGUCUCAAGAACCUGCAAUGGAAACAUCUCAGAACCUUCACCAGGGCCAAGCUGAGAAAAAUAUUAGCUACUGUCUGACAGUUCCAAACGAAUGCAAAAGAGAGACCAGUGGAUCUGAGUACAUGGAUCCAUCUUCUUUUAUGCCCUCCUUUAAAUAACUAGUAGUUAGUACAGUGCAUACUUAGUAGUU
Messenger RNA from Tauraco erythrolophus (red-crested turaco), 1369 nucleotides. NCBI's taxonomy places the organism in Eukaryota, Metazoa, Chordata, Aves, Musophagiformes, Musophagidae. The record is from RefSeq and is a predicted model, not a curated record.